AUAUUACAGUACUUACGGAAGGCAAAUUGUGCGCUACGGUUCAGUUUUCCCCUCCGCAGCUGUCAUCGUGCAGGUGGAAUCUGCGUUUCGACGCGUGGGUUGUAGGGUUUACGUCCAGCUCCCUGUUGUGUAUUUCAUGCAUAGGCCUAAACUAGCCUAAUCUAGAAAGGACUAUUCCGCAUUGAGAAGCAAAUCCACUCGUUUGGACUCGAGGGAAAUGUAGACUAUUCUUUCAUAGGCUUCUGCGACUGUUUUUGUCUGAGGAAGAUUCACAUUAUAUGAAUGCACCUUCACAUCGAGCCAUUGGACUUAAUCGCGAUAACCUUUCAGUGCGAAUUUAACAUAAUACAGCCCAGUGAAUGUGUAUUUAUUUCAGUUGAUGAGCGCAUCAUCUCAAUAGAUUGUAACAGCGCACUAACUUCACAGCAUCGGCGGUGUUUGCAAUGGUAUUGGGCUAUUUUCUACAUCCAUGACCUCAACAGGACCAUAGUAUAAUAGUGUUUUGUCAAUGUUCUGUCUGUUGAUAAAACUAGAAGGACCUAGUGCAUUAUUUAGCCUAUUAUCUCUGUCGCAUCGAUUGGAGAGGAGUUGCGUAGGAUGCCAGUGUUGCAAUUAGAGGUUGCUGUUAUUGCAGUUUGACAGACAAGGAUAUCCAAGAAUCACAGCGGACGUAGUGUGGUUUUGACUUGACAAAGAACGGAACAGUAUGGAUGAGGCACAGCUGCCAACGAGUCUAUUCCAGAUUUAAAAGAUUUAGAGGUGAAAAUCGGAUGGAAGACACCUGAGGGCUUGCUCAAGUGCUUGCGGGAAGAGGCGUCCAGCCACCGCGGAGAUGUCAAGUUGAAUUCACUGGAGACCAAAGACCGAGACAUCACGGGCAGGAGUCUGGAUGAGAAGAUUCGAAAAUUAAAAGUUGAUAUGGCCCACCUGCGCUCGAUGGAUGUGAAGAUCCUGCAGCAGCUGGUGGCGGUGCACGAGGGGAUCGAGGCAUGUAAGUGGCUCCUGGAGGAGCGCGGCACCCUGACCAGCCGCUGCAGCAGUCUGACCAGCAGCCAGUACAGCCUGGGAGAGGGCCCUGGAGGAGACACCUGGAGGGGCAGCUGGAGCAGCCUGCAGGACCCCCUCAACGACAAGCUGGAUAACAUCUCUAUAGGCAGUUAUCUGGACACCCUUGCUGAUGACAUGGACGAGUACGGCCCUUCUAGUUCUGAGUCUGUGCUGUGUACUACUCCACUGGGGACUGUGACGCCCACUCGGACCGGGGCAGGGACAGGGGCUGGGGCAGGGACUGGGAGAGGGGCUGGGAGAGUUGCUGGAGAAGGGUCAGUGGCUAUGGCAGGGGUUGGGGCUGGAUCUGGGGUACGACAAGGCACAGGGGGCAAGGUAGUUGUUGAUCCUGGCUCUCCCCAAGUCAAGCCAGACAUCCCAAAUAAGGAGUCUUCCAUUUGGAUUAAGGCCACAGAGGCAGUGAAAGGAACCACCAUCACCAAGGAUACCAAGGACCCCGGCCAAACCCAGCAGCCCAGUAAGAGCAACAGCGCCCUGGAUAAAGCAGUCAGGCAAGCACGAGGACCUACUGAUUCAGCCCGGGUCUGCCUGGCUGAAAAGCUGGGGAAAAGCCAGAGCCCCAAACCCAAACCCUAUAAGAAUGGCAAGAUAGACGUAGAUGCCUACAAGAUGAACGGCAAGAUGCACCUGGGGUAUGAUGCCCACUGGCGAUGGGUGCAGUCGCAGGACGAUGUGACAUUUCUAUGAGGUGGAUAUAUUACACCACUUCCCUCUAAAAAAAUGCUGGGUUAAAAUCAACCCAAUUUGGGUUAUUUGGUUAUGAAGUGCUGGGUAAAUGUUGGACAGGACACACGCUGGGUUAUUUUGACCCAUCCAGUUAGGUUGUGUGAAUAACCUAGCAAUAACCUAGCUUGUGUUUACCCAAACAUGGGUUCAUUUAACCAUAUUCAUUUUCAUGCUGGGUUGAACAGCUCUUUUAAUAUGUAAUCCAUAGGUUAUUUUCAGGAGGUGUGACUUAUUAGGUGUGUGGGUUUCAGAUAAGAAGAGCAAGGUUGAGUUGUUGUUGUUGCUGGGUUAUUGAUGCUGGGUUAUUGAGACCCAGUGGUCAGGUCAGAAGACUGGAAGAGCGACUACAGUAGGUAGGGCCGUGGUUUCAUAUAGUUAUUUUUCGCCACCAGUGAAAAUAAAUGUAAUUAUUGUUCAUAAUCUUAAAUACAGAGCUAAUUUCAAUUUUCAUUAAAGAAAAUACACAUUUCAUAUUCUAAUGUAUUAUUAAUAACAUAAUUUUGUACGUAUUGUUACAUAGUGGUAAGUAUACCAAUAUUGGGUUUUGCAUAGGCUUUUAAGGAACUCUUAGACUUUUGUAAGCUUCAUUAAAUCUACUAAAGUGUCAGUGUACAACCUUAACCUUCUGAUAUCAGAACAGAUAAACCGGAAUCAUGUUUACUCUCACGGGUGGCCAAAAAUAACUAUAUGAAACCACGGCCCUACCUACUGUAGUCGCUCUUCCAGUCUUCUGACCUGACCGCUGGGUCUCAAUAACCCAGCAUCAAUAACCCAGCAACAACAACAACUCAACCUUGCUCUUUUUAAAGAAAACAACCCAACUAAGUGAACCAAUGCCUGCAACCUAGCAGUUGGGUCAUCUAAACAACCCAGCAUUUCUUUCGUAAAGACACUUUUCCCCCUCCCAUGUAACGACCCUACCGGUCAAAUAUUAAGAGAGAGGUUGAUUGCACAUAUUAUACAAACGUCUACCAUUUUCAUGGUAUAAGAUAUCAGGUGUGAAGGAGAACACAGCAUCAUUACAUUAUGUUCUAUUCACUCUAAAUGUGGCUGCACUAACUUUCUAAAACAUUGAUGUCAGUAUUAUAUUGGGGAUGAAGCACAGUGUUGAUAUUUUUCUGAAUCAAGUUUGUUUUUGACAUGUUUAUCCUCCUUUCCUCUCUCUAUGCAUUGUAACAUACAGUACCAGAGAAAAUUAACCAUUUUCCAACAGAAAACAAUAUAUUUGUUACAAUCACUCGCAUCUAUAGAACUUAGUUUGCCCUCACAACCCCAUGUCAAAAUGAUUGUAACACACUAUAGAUAGCGGAACCGUUCUCAUACAUACUGUAGGUUUGUGUACCAUCAUAGUAUGAUAAGAGCAUAUAGAAUGUUCCUACUGUUUGCACACGUGUGCUAUUGUCAAUGUCCUACUACCUACAGUACUUAACCAGUCAAUGCAAUUUGUAUAAUCAGUGAAUCGCAAUACAAUUAAUCUGUGCAUCAAGUACUUCUGUAGGUGGUUGUCGUAGAAAAAUGUCUCUAUGGCUGAGUGUUAUUAUUGUCUCUUUUUUAACUGUACACUAUUUUUGUUUCAUUUGGACAGCAGUUGAUGUGAUUGGUGUCAUCCUAAACUAUUAUGCCUGUACCUCCAGUCCCAAGAUGACUGCACUGUUGUUCUGAUAAUCCUGAUCGUUUAAAUGACUGAUUCUGUC
Messenger RNA from Oncorhynchus keta (chum salmon), 3488 nucleotides. RefSeq names its product period circadian protein-like. Gene Ontology annotation, biological process: positive regulation of cytokine production; positive regulation of canonical NF-kappaB signal transduction. The transcript is spliced from 2 exons. The record is from RefSeq and is a predicted model, not a curated record. NCBI's taxonomy places the organism in Eukaryota, Metazoa, Chordata, Actinopteri, Salmoniformes, Salmonidae. The coding region runs from base 919 to 1755 and encodes 278 amino acids.